CAUUUCUUCAGCUUGCCAUUCCUCUAAGAACUCACUCGAUUCAAGUCGCUCAACACAGUCGCAAACAUGGCGAGCCCAUCCAACCUUCCCGCUAUCUUCAACCCUACGUCCCAGGACAUUGAGAUGCUCCUGGCCGCACAAUGUCACCUGGGAUCUAAGAACUUGCAGGUGCACAUGGAGCCAUACCUAUGGAAGACUCGACCUGAUGGUGUCAAUGUGAUCAACAUCUCAAAGACUUGGGAGAAGAUCGUUCUCGCUGCCCGCAUCAUCGCCGCCAUCGACAACCCAGCCGACAUCUGUGUAAUCUCCGCCCGUCCCUACGGUCAACGAGCUGUCCUCAAGUUCGCUGCUCACACCGGAGCUGUCGCUAUCGCUGGUCGUUUCACCCCUGGUAACUUCACCAACUACAUCACCCGCUCGUUCAAGGAACCCCGCUUGAUCAUUGUUACCGACCCUCGCACCGAUGCCCAAGCCAUCAAGGAGGCUUCGUACGUCAACAUCCCAGUCAUUGCUCUCUGCGAUACCGACUCCCCUACCGAGUUCGUCGACGUCGCCAUCCCCACCAACAACAAGGGUCGUCACGCCAUCGGUCUCGUUUGGUGGUUGUUGGCUCGUGAGGUCCUCCGUCUCCGAGGCACUCUCGCUAACCGCGAGGUUGAUUGGGACGUUGUGGUCGAUCUGUACUUCUACCGUGAUCCCGAGUCUGAGGAGCAGAAGGAGGAGGAGAAGCAACCUGGUGCUGACGAGGCCGGGCCGGCCGCUGUUGACCGCGGCUUCACCGACAACGCGGACUGGGCUGGAGAGUCAGGUGCUGCGCCGGGCAUUGAGGGUGCUCCUCAGGCUGAUGCCACCUGGAACGACCCUGGUACCGGUGGUGGUGACUGGGCUCAAGAGACCACCGCUGGCGCCACUGCUGGCUGGUAAGAGGUUGCGAAGUCAAGUUGUUCAAUGUGCAUGAAUGCAGUAUCUGCAUUUUCCCGCCUAAAAAGCUCGACAUCUACAUCUUCCAUCUCACUCCAUGCACGGGACUCUUUCAACCACGAUCUGCUUGCUAUUCGCUAUUCACGAUACAACAAGGCCAAAAGUCGACGGCACUCAUGAGGGAAAGAUACUCUACUGGGAUCACUCGUUCUUCUCGGAAGAGGGAAAGCCCUGUGCUGGAGAUGAAGGGAGUGUACUUAAUCGUUGCCCGGUCUUGUGAUAACGUGUGUCACUGAGCAUAUCCAAGAAAGGAUGAAAUAGAACCAAAAAAGAUGAAGAAAAAUUG
This is a messenger RNA of Exophiala oligosperma, 1267 nucleotides long. Its product is annotated as 40S ribosomal protein S0. Lineage: Eukaryota; Fungi; Ascomycota; Eurotiomycetes; Chaetothyriales; Herpotrichiellaceae. Gene Ontology annotation, biological process: ribosomal small subunit assembly; cytoplasmic translation. Gene Ontology annotation, molecular function: structural constituent of ribosome. The transcript has 2 exons. Gene Ontology annotation, cellular component: 90S preribosome; cytosolic small ribosomal subunit; ribosome. The record is from RefSeq and is a predicted model, not a curated record. The coding region runs from base 67 to 924 and encodes 285 amino acids.